This is a messenger RNA of Amaranthus tricolor (Joseph's coat), 2094 nucleotides long. RefSeq lists its product as uncharacterized. Gene Ontology annotation, cellular component: mitochondrion. Lineage: Eukaryota; Viridiplantae; Streptophyta; Magnoliopsida; Caryophyllales; Amaranthaceae. The record is from RefSeq and is a predicted model, not a curated record. Bases 406 to 636 code for a protein of 76 amino acids. The transcript has 2 exons. Gene Ontology annotation, biological process: mitochondrial respiratory chain complex IV assembly.
CUAUCACGGGUGGCAUUUAAGCUCCCAAGCAUCGAACAUGAAAUAACAAAGCAUCGUGCACAUAAGGUUAUCAUUAACUAAAGAGUUGUUCCACACUAAAACAAGAGUAGAACACACUAGAGCAUGUCGAGUGGCGCAUGUGAACGUUAUUCCUUUGUGAAGUGAGCCAAGAGCUCAACAGGUAACAAUGCGCUCCAAUUCAGACAAGACCCGAUCAUCCAACAUAUUAAGUGCUCAACAUUUUGUCCUCUAAUUUUGAAAAAUGGCAAUUGGCAAGGGAGCCACCUAAUUAUCAUUAACGAGUGAUCGGCAGAUUUCUCUUUCCACAACCGAUUAGUACUACUCUGGGCAAAAAUUUCAACAAGUUUUAAAAAUUUUGAGUUUCAGAAAUUAAGUGGUGUGAAAAUGUCAUCGCUAGGUGCAGGGAAGGGUUUUUUGGAAGUGGGGAAGUUCGCCAUCUAUGUCACUGUGCCAAUUGUUCUCAUUUAUGCUUUCGCCAACAACACCAAGAAUCUCCAGAAAUUCAUGGGCGGUCGUUCUUAUGUGGUGUAUCCACCCGAGGGACCAAGGCCUCCAUCACCAGAGGAAAUGCGAGAGAUGGCUCGUGAACUCGCUCGUAAGAGGAACAACCCAUAAUCUCCUUACACACAAAACUUGAAUGGAUGCUAGUGCCACUCUAAUAGGAUGGCUAGAGAAGCUCCAAGUUUGACUGUUUCUACUCUCAACAAGCCAAUUGAAGCUCUUCCCAGUUCUCUAUAAUCAUUCGGAUAUGUACCCAUAUGUGUAGUGUUAAUUUAUUUACUAUUUAGUAUGAUUAUAUAAAGGAAAAUUUAUUUUAAAAAAUCCAAUCUUUAGGUGGUUAUUUUUUAAAAAUCUCAAUUAUUUUAGAAAAAUCCCACCUUUCACACGCAUUUUCAUAAAGGACUUAUUAGUUUUUACCACCUAUUAUAACAGGUUAAUUUCAAAAAGUAAAAGAAAAAUAAAUAAUUUACCAUGUGUCUUAUUGUGGUUGCUCCUUAUAUUUUUUUGUAAUUAGAAAAAUAUAACUAAAAAAAUUGAAAACCUAAAAAAUUGCCUUUCAUCUACCUUUCUUCAGCAUCACUUCCAUGGCUCCAUGACUCCAUUGCGACAUACCCUUGAAACCUUUAAUGUUGUUCCCUCCACAAAGUAGGGCCACCACCACUGCUCAUCCAGCCAUACUGCCGCCGCCAAACCCUCACCCACAACUACCUCAAUAGUUGCUAUCUUUAAAUUGUCACCCGCACCCUUUUUGAGUCUGCAACAACCCACCCCUAUCAAAACACCCAAGGAUGAUUCACACAUUACAAUUGAGACUUUUUUGUUCCAAAAACAACAAAAUAAAACCGGAUUAAUUAACCUUAUGUGAGAUCAACAGUUAAAUAAGCAACAAAAAUUGAAAUUCAAACACUCUAAUUCAACACAAAUACUAAUUCAAUCCAAUAGUACAAUGAAGAUUACUUUCAAAACUUAAAUAGUCAACAUUACAAUACCAAUCCACAACAAAUAAGUAGAAAUUAAAGAUGAGAAUGUUUUGUUAAAAGUAAACUCCAAAUUAUCGAUAAUAAUUGUGACGUUAAAGUUCAUUAACAGAUCUGGCUAGAGGAAUGGGAAGGUGGGAAGUGGUGGUUUUUGGUUUGUCGACGUCAGAUAUGGAGGGGAGUGGGGUGGUGGUUUCACCGAUGUUAAUGGAGUGGAUGUUAGCAUGGAGAGGGGGUAAGGUGGUGGGGAGGUAGAAUGAAUAUUUUUUUUCUUUUUAUUUUUUUUUCUUAGUUUUGUUAAUUUGGAAAAAAAAAAUAGAUCUUAACCUGUUAAAUAGGUUGGAGGUCAUUUUGUCCUUUAGAAGCAAAUCCAAGUGAAAGGUGGAAUUUUUCAAAAAUAAUUAAAAAUUAGAAUUUUUAAAAGAUAAUCACCUAAAGGUUGGAUUUUUAAAAGUAAAUUUUCCUUAUAUAAAUGGGAUAAAAUUCAUUUUAUGUUUUAUGAGUUGAUGUAGUAGUUAAAAAUCAGGGUUCAAUUGUUUUGAGCACUUUGAAAAAAUAAAAAAUAUUCAACAUACUAAGAUUCGAACUCAGAUCA